This is a messenger RNA of Fukomys damarensis (Damara mole-rat), 2093 nucleotides long. RefSeq names its product asparaginase (gene Aspg). Bases 68 to 1792 code for a protein of 574 amino acids. Gene Ontology annotation, biological process: amino acid metabolic process. The transcript is spliced from 15 exons. Gene Ontology annotation, molecular function: asparaginase activity; protein binding. NCBI's taxonomy places the organism in Eukaryota, Metazoa, Chordata, Mammalia, Rodentia, Bathyergidae. The record is from RefSeq and is a predicted model, not a curated record.
UUCCUGCCCCGGGACAGAUUGGCCCGGAUAGGCCCCGCCCAGGCUGCUUCCUGAUCUGCAGGCCGGCAUGGCGCGCGCCCCUGGGCCCGAGCGGCAGCUGCUGGUCCUUUACACCGGCGGCACCAUUGGCAUGCGGAGCGAGGGCGGUGUGCUGGUCCCCAGCCAAGGCCUGGCGGCUGUGCUGCGGACGCUGCCCAUGUUCCACGACGAGGCGCAUGCCCGGGCCCUGGGCCUCCCAGAUGAUACCCUGGUGCUGCCCCCUGCCAGCCCUGGCCAGAGGGUCAUCUACACAGUGCUGGAGCACCAGCCCCUCCUGGACUCCAGCGACAUGACCAUCACUGAGUGGGUUCAGAUUGCCCAGACCAUAGAGAGACACUACGAACAGCACCACGGCUUCGUGGUCAUCCACGGCACCGACACCAUGGCUUUUGCUGCCUCCGUGCUGUCCUUUGUGCUGGAAAACCUGCACAAACCUGUCAUCCUCACUGGUGCCCAGGUGCCCAUCCAUGCGCUGUGGAGUGACGGCCGGGAGAACCUGCUGGGGGCGCUGCUCAUGGCCGGCCAGUACAUCAUCCCUGAGGUCUGCCUGUUCUUCCAGAAUCAGCUGUUUCGGGGCAACCGGGCAACCAAAGUGGACACCCGGAGGUUUGGGGCCUUCUGCUCCCCCAACCUGCCUCCGCUGGCCACUGUGGGUGCAGACGUCAUGGUCUCCCGGGAGCUGGUGCGGAAGGUCAUCUGGAAGGGCCCACUGGUGGUGCACAGCAGCAUGGAGCGUGACGUGGGGUUGCUGCGCCUCUACCCCGGCAUCCCUGCCUCCCUGGUCCGGGCCUUCCUGCGACCCCCUCUCAAGGGUGUAGUCAUGGAGACCUUCGGUUCCGGCAACGGGCCCACCAAGCCCGACCUGCUGCAGGAGCUGCGGGCGGCAGCCGAGCGUGGCCUGAUCAUUGUCAACUGCACCCACUGCCUGCAGGGCACUGUGACCCCGGGCUAUGCAGCAGGCUUGGCUGCAGUGGGCACUGGCAUUGUCUCAGGCCUCGACAUGACGUCAGAGGCCGCCCUGGCCAAGCUGUCCUAUGUGCUGGGCCGGCCGGGGCUGAGCCUGGAUGACAGGAAGCAGCUGCUGGCUAAGGAUCUUCGCGGGGAGAUGACGCUGCCCACGGUGGACAAGCGCCAGUCCUCUCUGCAGGGCAGCACGCUGGGUCACAGUGUGGCCUGUCUCCUGGGUCUGAGUAGUGGCCAGGAAGUGGAUGCCAUGUGGAAUGCCCUGACACCCAGCUUGGCCCUGGCCGCAGCCCAUGCAGGGGACCUGGAGGCUCUGCAGGAGCUUUUGGAGCUGCUAAGCCCCGAGGACAAUGACCUGUGCCUGGAGGACCUGAGUGGCCAAACUCUAUUGCAUGCGGCCGCAAGGAAGGGCCAUGUGGGGGUGGUCACCAUGCUGCUGCACAGAGGCGCAGAUGUGAAUGCCCGCGACCAGGAUGGCCUCAGCCCGCUGCUGUUGGCUGUUCGGGGCAGGCACCGGGGUGUCAUCCAGCUGCUGCGAGCGGCCGGGGCCCACCUGUCCCCCCAGGACCUGGAAGACAUGGGAACAGAGCUGUGCAGGCUGGCAUCCAGAGCGGAUAUGGAAGGUCUGCGGGCAUGGAGCCAGGCCGGGGCUGACCUGGAGCAGCCGGGCUAUGAUGGGCGCAGCGCUCUGCAAGUCGCACAAGCUGCUGGGAACCUGGAGGUGGCUGCCCUGCUGCAGAGCCUGAAGGGUGCAGGCCCUGUGAGUACCCUGGCCACACCCCCUCAUUGAGUGCCCAUGGGUCCAGGGAGGCUGAAGCAGGCAGGGCUCCUGUGCUGCUGGGAGGGCUGCAGUGUUGGGGGGAACAGGGGUUGGGGUUGUGAGGCUGAGACCUAGCCCAGACCUGUGUUCCAGCCAGUCAGCAGCUCAGGAACAGAAGGCCCCACUCUGGAGCCUGCCACCACUGCCCUGUCCACCAUCCGGUGCUCCUGGGUCCUCGGGCCUGGUGGAGCCGUACACAGCACUGGGCAGGGUUGUGGCAGAGCCCUGCCUCCAGGUACCUCUGGGCCUGCACAGGUCUCAGACUGCCUGU